Molecule: messenger RNA, 2055 nt
Organism: Puntigrus tetrazona (Sumatra barb)
Lineage: Eukaryota; Metazoa; Chordata; Actinopteri; Cypriniformes; Cyprinidae
Gene: ogna
Product: osteoglycin, paralog a
Exons: 6
Coding region: 152-1021 (289 amino acids)
Molecular function (GO): protein binding
Source: RefSeq, a predicted model, not a curated record
GGAUCUCCUCUGGCAGCCCGUGGUGGGGCUUAAAAUCCUGAUUUGACAGAUCACAUUUUACUCACAGGCACUAAGAAAAUAGCCAACCGCUGCCUGCACUGCGCUUCGGCUCUUUAACGUGGCAGAACACAUCCCAGAGUCUUUAGAUACAAUGGGGACGAGGCUGCGAAUGCUCGUAUCGGCAGUCAUAUUUGCAUCGUGGGUGCUCUCAGCAUCUGGUGCACGCUAUCACACUCACAGGCAUCACCGACUGGAGGAUGUAGCGCUUACUGAGGACAUCGAUGUAAGGGCGCAGAGGAAUAAGAGAGCCACAGACGACGACUACGCCCUUCUGCCGGCCGACGCCCCCGAUGACUCUGGCCCGAUGCAACCCGGAGGAGACCCUUCAGACCUUCCAACAUGUCUACUGUGUGUGUGUUUGACUGGAUCCGUCUACUGCGAGGAGGUCGACCCAGAUAUGACAUCGGUGCCUGCUCUGCCAAAGGAGACAAACUACCUCUACGCUCGUUACAACAAGAUAAAAAAGAUAACGGCCAAAGAUUUCGGAGAUAUCGUGACUCUGAAGAGAAUCGACUUCACUGGAAACAUAAUUUCUGAGAUCGAAGACGGCGCGUUUGCUAAGCUUACCAUGCUAGAGGAGCUCUCGCUAGCUGAAAACCAGCUGGUCAAGUUACCAAUGCUACCGGCGAAAUUAGUCUCCUUCAAUGCUAAUCACAACAAACUGAGGACCAAAGGAGUCAAGGCAAAUGCGUUCAAGAAAUUAAGCAAACUGACACAUCUGUAUCUCGCUCACAAUGAACUGGAGGCGGUUCCUCUCAUUCCAGAGACUGUCCGUACGCUUCACCUUCAGAACAAUAACAUUUCAAGCGUGACCGUGGACACCUUCUGCAAAGGUAACAACACGUACUACAUUCGUCCCAACAUGAACGAGAUCCGUAUGGAUGGAAAUCCCGUCAUCCUCGGCCAGUACCCCACCAGUUUCAUAUGCCUGCAGUCUCUGCCAAUUGGGCGAUACCAAUGAAAACUGUAUCAAAGGUACUGAGAAGUCCUUGGAUAGCCAAUGAUGAUGGCUAAAACAGAGAAGCAAAAGUCGUUCAAUCUCCUGGUGCCUGAGUGUAGAAAACGUUAAAACCAUGAGAAUCUGUAUUAUAUAUCUAAUUAUGUAACAGCUGCCCAAACACUUAAAUAUCCUUUUGAUAUUGACUUUGUAGAUGAACCUAAACCACAAGUCUUUGAAAGAAUAACUUUAUAUCCAUUGUAAAUAACCACUGGAGGCUACUGCUUGGUAAAAUGUGAGAUCAUGAAAAGCUGCAGUCAAGCUUCUAGUAUUCCUCAGAACUCUGUGAAUUUCUGACACUUUCUAGUACUGUUAAAAUGUCUUACUUUGGCUGAAAUUAAGAUGCCUGCUAAGUUAAAUAGAGGCAGAGGAACUCAUUCCAAGUUCCAAGUCACUGUUCUUUCCCAGCUGACUUUUACUUUAAUAUUUUGAAUAUUAUUUAUAUGCUAAAUUUGUAAUUACUACCUAUGUGUGAAUUAAACAUGAAUAGACUGUACAGUAAAACAUUGUAUGAAAUCAACAUGUAAUGUUCAUUUUAGUUGUUCAAAUACACCUUUUUUCUAAAACAGUGUGACUGGUUUGCUUUUAUCUUGUAUAACAACCAUGCCAGACAGCAGUUUAAAAAAAAAUGCAGUUCCAAAAAGAGAUCAAAACAACUGUCUGCAAAUUGCAAACCAAUCAAACCCAAAGAUUGUGCAUGCAGAAAGUUCUGGAAAAAGUGGGGUAAUAUUGUUCCAUUUAACUGGCCAAAUUGGCAGCCAUUGCAGCACAAUGGUCCAAGCAAAUAAUGGAAUGUUUUUCAUACUGACUCGAAGGCUUCAUUCCCAAACUUUCACUGCCAUCGAGUCAUGGAAUUUGUUCCCAAUCUGGCAUUUAGCAAUCUUUCUCAUACAAGUCUUAUGAUAUGUGCAUAUUAGGGGGAACUACAAAUAAAAAACCUCACAAGAAGAUAAAUAAAAAUGGAGAACUUAGUUAUUCUAGGUAGAAAAGAAAUAAAG